This is a messenger RNA of [Torrubiella] hemipterigena, 2182 nucleotides long. The record is from the annotation of a GenBank genome assembly. NCBI's taxonomy places the organism in Eukaryota, Fungi, Ascomycota, Sordariomycetes, Hypocreales, Clavicipitaceae.
AUGCUAGCACGAUUUUCCUUUUAUUUAAUCCCCUUUAUUGGGGUUUUCCUUACAUGCACGCUUGCUGCCUCAAUUAAAGCGAGGGCGCUGCCAGGUCUUCUGGAUGCCACCCUCGAGGAGCUCCGCGCUGGCCUCGACAGAGGUACCUUCACGUCGGUCGAUCUAACCAAGGCGUAUUUAGGGCGCAUCACCGAGACGCAGAAUUCGCUUAACGCCAUCAUUCAGCUCAACCCGGACGCCUUAACUGUUGCGGAGGCUAAAGACUAUGAGAGGAAGGAAGCCUGCCCUUCGGGCGGACCGUGUCCGUCCCUCGGCGCUCUGCACGGCAUCCCCGUCAUCCUCAAGGACAACAUCGCGACGUUUGAUAGCAUGGACAAUACAGCAGGCUCGUAUGCACUGGUGGGAGCCAAGGUGCCUUGCGACAGCACCAUCGCUAGCAAGCUACGCUCGGCCGGCGUUAUCCUGCUGGGCAAGGCCAACCUGUCGCAGUGGGCAGCUUGGCGCACAUACAACUACGACAUUAAUGCAUGGUCUAGCGUGGGCGGGCGUACCAAGGGCGCCUACUACAAGGACCAGAGCCCAGGCGGAUCGUCGUCGGGCAGCGGGGUGGCGUCGUCGGUCGGGCUGGCCUGGGCCAGCUUGGGAUCCGAGACAGCUGGGUCUAUCAUAUCACCGGCGUACGAAAACAAUGUGGUCGGAAUUAAACCGACUGUCGGUCUGACGUCGCGGUACUUGGUUGUGCCUAUCUCGCAGCAUCAGGAUAGCGUGGGGCCGCUGGCCAGGACGGUAAAGGACGCUGCCGUGCUAUUAUCUGCUAUUGCAGGCACCGACCACCGUGAUAACUACACAAGCAGUAUCCCGUUUGCGACGAUCCCUGACUAUACCGCAUCGUGCAUGCACAAGCGUCUAGAUGGUGUCCGCCUUGGUAUGCCCAAGUCAUUUACAGGCGACGAGAACCUCUCUGAUAACGAGAAGAAGCUGGUAAAAGCUGCGGUAGCAACGCUACGGUCUCUUGGUGCAACUGUCGUUGAAGGCUUCGACAUGCCUGGAAGCAAACGCUUGUCGGAGCUCAACGACGUUACCUGGUCACGGCUGGGUAUUGACUUCAUCUCCGACGCACCCAACUACUUCAAUGAGCUCUCAGUCAACCCCCACAAUAUCAGCUCCGUUCAGGACCUGGUCCAUUACACGCGAACCGACCCCCGCGAGAAUUACCCCGAAGUUGACACCAAGCUGUGGGAUGACGCGCUGGCGCAGGGUUUCGGUAACACAGAUGCGCGUUUCUGGAACUUCACAUUGCUCAACUAUGAGAUCUUCGCCGACCAGGGUAUCGACUGGGCUCUCAGGCAGCAUGACCUCGAUAUGCUUGUUGGUCACCCGUACUCCAUGCUCUACUACACCUCUGCCAUUGGAUAUCCCGUCAUGAGUGUACCGGCCGGAAGCGUUCCUGUCGAGGGUGGCGGCUCGCGACCUGUAGGCUUUGGCUUUACCGGCACUAAGUUCUCUGAGGAGAAGAUGUUCCGUGUGGCGUAUGCCUUUGAGCAGGCCACCACACAUCGCAACAAGUUGCAGCCCAUGAUCGUGCCCAAGACGGAGCUCAAGGAUGUCAUUCUACACUAAUACAAAGUUGGAAGAGUACGUAACGUAGUUUAUAAGCGAGCGGGUUAUACAAGCGAGCGGGCCACUUUGCGUCAUUUAAGCAGAUAGAACACAAUAAAUUCUGUUUUAAAUCUAAAAAAACACUAUUAUCAUGUCUCGUGAAGCAAAUAUUAUACUCACGUUAGAGACAAUCAAGAAUAACCCAAAAUUAAGUACCAGAAAGGCUGCGACUAUCUGCAAUGUGCCACCUAGUACGCUGGGCUAUCGUCGAGCUGGUCGGAUGGCACGACCUGCUUGUACGACCAAUUCUCGAAAAUUGACAGAUUUGGAAGAAGAUUCAAUUAUUCGAUAUAUAAUUGACUUGGAUUCUCGCUCAUUUCCGCCACGAAAGGCCAUGGUUGCGGAGAUGGCGAACAGAUUGCUGAAGGAGCGGAAUGGUGGUAAUGUUGGCUAACAUUAGGUUACUAACUUCUAGCUCUUAUGCCGGCACGAUCAUGAGCUUGAUCGGCCAUUUCCGGGCCUCUGAUUGGCUAGAGCGGCCCGGGGUCGCCCCACUCGAGGUCGAAAAGGUGGAAAUGGAGCG